Messenger RNA from Chilo suppressalis (striped riceborer), 489 nucleotides. The record is from the annotation of a GenBank genome assembly. Lineage: Eukaryota; Metazoa; Arthropoda; Insecta; Lepidoptera; Crambidae.
GUCUCAUUUAGACCGUCAUUUCAUCAUCACAAUACAAUGCCUUGUUUUAAGAUUUUAACAAACUUACCUAAGAACAAAAUACCAAAUGACUUUGUGAAGAGAAUCACACCAAUUCUCUCCAGGACUGUCGGAAAACCGGAGAAUGUCUUCAUUUGUGCUGUUGCACCGGACAGCCAAAUAUCUUUCGGCGGGGACCAAACUAAACCGGGAGCUGUAGCCACAUUGGAGUCCAUCGGUCACAUUGAUGCAGAACGAAAUAAACAAGUUGUUAAAGAAGUGACCCAAUUUGUUACUGAAGAAAUGGGAAUUCCACCCGAAAGAUUUUUCAUGACCUUUUAUGACAUAAAGAACUACAACGUGGGAAUCAAUGGUACCACUAUUGGCUAACAUCUAUGUCUGCAGUUAAAACAUUUAUUAUUUGAUUCACGACUAUUAUAACUGACAUCUACUUUGAAUGGUUUAUUUUUAUUUAAUAUAUUAAUAAAUAAG